This is a messenger RNA of Marmota monax (woodchuck), 5078 nucleotides long. RefSeq names its product LLP homolog, long-term synaptic facilitation factor (gene Llph). The transcript has 3 exons. Bases 284 to 667 code for a protein of 127 amino acids. Lineage: Eukaryota; Metazoa; Chordata; Mammalia; Rodentia; Sciuridae. Gene Ontology annotation, molecular function: RNA binding. Gene Ontology annotation, biological process: dendrite extension. Gene Ontology annotation, cellular component: nucleolus. The record is from RefSeq and is a predicted model, not a curated record.
UGGGGCUUGAUUUGCUGCCUGUGGAAAAUUUCGUGCCAAGCUUUGACCCUCUUGCGCCAUGUUUGAUCUCUUCGGUGUAAAAAGCCAGGACUCGGUCAAGGACGAGAGACCCUGGCUCCUGAUGGCGGCCCUUUGACUUCCUCAUUUUCUGUGUAAAAUGAAGCCUUUUCUUGUCUCUCAGUCGUGCUAAGGUUAACUUUGACCCUCAAAGACUAUUCCGCAAUCCUGUAUGCUGUCCCCCUGCCGGGCUUGGGUCCUUGUAAACAAGGUGGUCAAGUAAAAGAUGGCUAAAAGCUUACGGAGUAAGUGGAAAAGGAAGAUGCGGGCUGAAAAGAGGAAAAAGAAUGCUCCGAAAGAGCUCAACAGACUUAAAAAUAUUCUCAAAGUUGGCAGUGAUGUUUUAAUGAAAGAUGUUGAAGAAAUAGCAACUGUGGUGGUACCUAAACAUUGCCAAGAGAAAACGCAGAGUGUGGUGAAUGAUGAAAAAGAUGACAUGAAAAUGGAGACUGAGAUUAAGAGAAACAAAAAGACUCUUCUAGACCAGCAUGGACAGUACCCUGUGUGGAUGAACCAGAGGCAAAGAAAAAGACUGAAGGCAAAGCGAGAAAAAGGAAAGGGGAAGAGCAAAGCAAAAGCAGCAAAGGCAGCAAAGGGUUUGGCCUGGUAGACUCUUAAAACUUGAAGAAUUCUACAUGGGACAGAUGUUUGAUUGGAGAAUGUAUACAUUGAUUUUGACUGUCACUAAAUGAAAACUAUUCAUUUUCAUAUUUUAAGUUGACUUUUUGUCUUCAAUUCAAACCCAGAAUAACCCCUCAAGUUUGUUUUAGGAACUUGAAUAAAGUAUUUUCUUUAGUAAAUGAAAGGUAUAUUGAUGUUUUAAUUGGAUGUCACUCAAUAUCUAUAUACUAUAAGACAUCAAAAUUCUGUCAAGAAUUAAUAUGGUUUACCAGGUGUGUUGGAACACACAUGUGAUCCCAGCAGCUCAGGAGAUUUAGGCAGGUGGAUCACAAGUUCAACGACAGCCUCAGCAACUUAGCAACUGAGACCAUGUAUCAAAAAAUAAAAAGGUUUGGGGUGUGGCUUAGUGGUUGAGUGCCCCUAAAUUCAAUCCCUGGUGCAAAAAAAAUUGAUGUGGUUAUAAUUGUUGGAUCUUACAACUUGGUAAAAUCAUCCAAUAAAGGUAAAAUGAUAAACUGACAAAUUUGAGCAAACUCAAAUUUAAAAAGCUAUUAUGUGGUUAUAUUUUUUAAAAAUGUGACAUCAGUGGGUCUUAUAAAUAGUACUAGAUUGAAGUUUUGAUUUCUGUAAUUCAGAAUAAAAGAUAUUUUGUGUGUAAAACUUUGAUCUUUUCUUCUUUUGUACAUUAUGAAGGUUUCCCAGUACUAGAGAAGACCAGAAAUUUCCAUUAAAUUUUUUAAAAGUCUUAGGUGGAAUAUGUGAAUUUAUACAAAUCAAUGUUUCAAAUUAAAGUACCUCAAAUUUUUCCUAGAAACUUACUUAAUGUUCUUCAGUUUUAAUAUUGUGUAGCCUAAAUAUAAUAUAGUACAGCUUUCCCAGCGUAUGUUUUUCAGAAUCCACUUCUCCAGGUGCUUUUGGGAGAAAAAAAAAAUUUGUGGUCACAUCAAUUUGGGUAAUGCUAUAUACCCAAAGAAUGACAGGAAAUGUUACUUUAUUAUUAUAUGGUCUUAUAUAGGUCAGUUUCUGAGAAAUAGAAUACACUAUCGAAAAUGUUGGUACUAUAAUGGAAGUUAGUUUUAGUUAAAUAUCUUGCUAUAAUUUGCUAAUUUCAGUCAACUUUAAUCAAUCUAAAUUUCUCAUUUCCUCUGAAAUUUCAGUCUAAUCAGAUUAAUAAUUUUAUUUGUUUACUGACAUAAUGAAAUAUUUAUUGAGUACUUCCUUUGUGCCAGGGACUUUUCUAGGUACUGGGUAAUAUUAUUACCUGGGUACGUAGAACUGAGAAUUGUGCACCUGCUCAGAAGACGUUAAAUACACCAGAAAAUCAAGUGAAGGGUGAAAAUUUUUAGAAUAAAUUCACUUGGCCACGAGGUCACGAACUGUGCCAAGAGUCCUAGGAGGCUGGGGCACAGUAUAGAUAGAUAGGAUAUGACCAAAAUCCUAUAGAAUAUUGGAAUCUAUAAAAUUUAAUGCCAGUAAAAUAAUUGAAGUUAUUUUAAUAGGCUUUUCUUAAUUAACUCUAUUUCAUUUCAGAAGUUAGUGGAUAACUUCAAAUAUUUAAAAUAGGUUGGACAUGUAGGUCAGUGAUAGAGCACUUGCCUAACAUUCAUAGAGUCAGGUUCAAUCUCCAGUACCACAUACACAUACACACAGAAAUUUAGACUGACGUUUCAAAAGUAGUGCAGGGUGUGAUAAAUCGAGAAGUAUAGUAUAUAUCUAUUAUUAACUUAUCUUUUUAAAAAAAUUUUUUUAGUUGUAGAUGGAUAUAAUACCUUUAUUUUAUUUUUAUGUGGUGCUGAGGAUCAAACCCAGGGCCUCUGCAUGUGAGGGGAGCACACUACUGCUGAGCUCAACCCCAGCCCUUUAUCUUUUUAAAAUUUGUCCUCUUAAUUUGACUGAUGUUUUCCAGAGAACUGUAAAACCACCAGGUGGAGCUCAAGCUAAAUACCAAAUCAUUUUUGGAAUUAGGUUGAGCUAUUGCAUUAGGAAUUGAAUGUAAAGUUUUUUUUUUUAAUUCAAAUAUUUAAGAAUAAUCAAAAUAGCAUAAAGUAUUAAAUCAUUUAAUUCAUCCAGCAAUCCUGAGUUGGGUGCUAAUAUUCUCUCUUUACACAGAAUGAAACUGAGGCACACAGGCCAUGUAUACAAAACCAGGAGACCUGCGAUUCAAAUUCAGGCAGCUGGGCCCUAGAGCCUAUACUCUUAGAAUGACAAUCUGCCUCUUCAGGAUGCCCAAAAUUGCUAAAAGAAAAAGGUGAUUUUAGGGUAGAACACUUAAUUUUUGGUUCAACCCAUGAUGGGUUAGGUUGAUAAAGACUCAGGAUCAGAUAAAGAGCAGACUUUAGUAAAGAAAUGAUUCAUAGAAUGCUCCUCAAACCUCUGGACCUAAAACAGAUUGGAUUUCCCUAAGAAACUCUUCAUUAGGAAUGGACCUACCUUUUCCAAAAGAAGAAGGUAUGGCCAUGAUCAUCAUUGCACAGGCUGCUACUGAAAAGAAAUGUGAACUGCAGUUGAAGCUCUAAGUAGUGGUUUUGACCACAUUAUUUUUUCUGUUGUCAAAUUAAUGUAGAUGCCUAUCUUUUUCCACUACUUUGCAUGCUAUAUAAAGUGUGCAACAGUGUAUAUUUGCUUGUUAAGAAAUUUGAAUGUUUUCAAAAUUUGGACCUACAUAUCUAGGAUUUUUAGAAGCUGGAGAAGAAAAACUAUCUGGCUAUAAAUGACUUGAUUCAACCAUCUGAAAUGUACUGGUGGGUGGUGACAGAGACAAUGGUGUAUAGUUUAGGCUAGUGAAGUGCUAGUCACAAAAAAAUUAGGGGCCUCUAAAGAGACAUCAAGGAAUUGCCAGAUCUAUCUAUCCAUCUAUCUAUGUAUCUAUGUGUCUAUCUAUCUAUCUAUCUAUCUAUUUAUUUAUUUUGUACCAGGGAUUGAACUCAGGGGCACUGAACCACUGAGCCAAAUCCCCAGCCCUAUUUUGUGUUUUAUUUAGAGACAGGGUCUCACUGAGUGACUUAGCGCCUUGCAGUUGCUGAGGCUGCCUUUGAACUUGUGAUCUUCUGAUCUCAGCUUUCAGAGCCACUGGGGUUAUAGGCAUGCACCACUGUGCCUGGCCAGAAUUGCCAAAUUUAUAAGCACUACAAUUGAAAUUCAGAUAUUAGACUUGGGUAAUCUUACUAGCUAAGUGGCUGGCAGAUUGAUUCAACUAUGUGCUAGGCACAAAUAUAAAUAAUUCUUUUUUCCUAGUAUUUGCUGGCAUAUGAGAACACUAUUACAGCAGACACAUACCUGUUUUACAAGAAAGGGUUUGUGGGUGAGGGAUGACCUUUAAAGGCUUACAAGAGUUUAAAAGCCAUUCUGCUGUCCACAGGGGCUAUCAGGCAGCUAGAAGGACCAGAGCCAAGGUUGGGCCUGCUUAGGAAAAAAAUGCUAAAAUUUACAUAGUUGAAUGUCAAAGGUCUUUCACACCUAUUUUAGAACAGGGAAACAACACAAUUUCAUGUCACGUAAGACUCAUUCAUUACGGUAUAGUAAACAACAACAAAAAGGGCCAACAUUUAGAGAAUGCUUAUUGUGCUAAAUUCACUUAUAUAAAACAAAGAAAGGUGUGGGAACAAUACUCUUAUCCCUAAUUUCAGAUUAGAAAACCGAAUAGGUAGUGCAACUUUUAAGUAGUGAACAAAACUGUUCUGAGUAUAGAAUGAAUACCUAUGAUGCAAAGUCAUAAAGAGGGCCUGACUGCAUCUAAAGAGGAACCUUGUAAUCAAGAUAACUGGGAGAAGUAAUGAGCUGAAGUGGGAGUAGUACCCUGUCAAGCUCAGGCUGGAAAACCAAGUGAAAUAUAGUAGAAUGGGUUCAAAUAUUGUACUUGGAAUUCAGGUCAAAAGUUGCUGACAUUCUUUUAAGCCAAGAAAUUCCUUAUAUAAAAAUGUUGUAUUUGAAAUGUAUUGGGUUUAUUUUGCUCUAUUCAGUCUUUUGGUGCUACAUGAUUGUAGACUUAAGUAUCUUUUUUUGAUGGAAAUAACAAAAUCUGAAAUCUUAAUUUUAUUAAUGUUAAGUCUGGUACUCAUUCAACCAAGUUUCAAAUUAAAGUAUGGAAAAAACGUUAUAAACAUCUGCUUUAAACAAUGAAUGGGGUAAAGACUUUCGAAUUUUAAUUUAAAGAAUAGCAUAGCUUUAUAAUAUAUUAAGUUUAUAAUAUGCAGAAUGUAUUUUAUUUCCUAAAGCGAUGAAUUGUCUUGGCAUUAUGCUAUCUUAUGAAACACUUUCUCACUCUCACAUUGUGUCUUUGUAGUUUUCAAUAUCAGCAAAAACCUUUAAGUGGUCUUAGUUGGGUGUUGUGUAUCAUUGUACAGUAACUGCUAGUACAUAUGGAAUUUCUGAUCCGUGUAAUAAAGUACAUUUGUCAUGGA